UGUCAAGGUAACAAGACUUGAAACAAUAUUCACGCCUUGAAAUUGGCCUUGGUUGAAACAAUGACGUCACAGCUCUGGUCCUCAACUCCAUGGAUUAAUUCUGGUGAUACAUUGCAUAAGCGCCGUGUUCCAUACAUACAAGAUGCAACAUACCUACACACUCUCGACAUUUGGCAACCAAAAUCUCUCGGAGGGUCUUCACUCCCGACAGCAGACGUGUUGCCUCAAGGCAAAGGUCCUUGGGUCAUCUAUAUCCACGGUGGGGCAUGGCGAGACCCCCUUGUAGACUCGUCGUCCUUUGAAGCUACUGCCCUCAAGCUCCUGAGCUACAAAGACACACCUAUCGCAGGAGUCGCAUCUGUCAAUUAUCCUCUUUCAAGCCAUCCCAAUCAUACUACGCACCCCGCACCACCUCGUGGUUCUUCGGGGCCUGUUGAUUUUGCCCGACAAGCGAAGCAUCCUGAUCACAUAAUCGCUCUACUCACGGCUAUCUCAUUUCUGCAAAAUGAUCUUGGAGUAGCUCAUGAUUAUGUUCUGUCAGGUCACAGUUGCGGUGCCACCAUGACUUUCCAGACAGUAAUGAAUCCUAAUCACUGGUUGGGUAAUGCAAAGGGAAUUUCGGUUCCAAAGGUGAAGAAACCAAGGGUCAUAGCUCCUCUUAACGGACUAUAUGAUCUCGCUGCCUUUAUCAACAACCCGCCAGAAUCUCAUAAACAACUCCAACAACUGUAUACCGACUUCACAAAAAAUGCAUUCGGUGAUGAUGAGGCGGUCUGGAAGGCUGUCUGCCCUACCAGUGUUGCAGACUGGAGCACAGAGUGGUCUGAAGGCAAGGUCGUCGUUAUCGCCCAGAGCAAGGGAGACGGUCUUGUCCCUUAUGCACAGACUGAACUUAUGAAGGAUCACCUCAGAAAGACGUCAGCGCUUGAGCUUGUUGAGAUGAAAGCUAGCGGUGAUCACAAUGAUCUAUGGAAGCAAGCCGAUGAGAUCGUAUAUAUUAUAAAGUGCGCAAUCGGGUAUUUAACCAAGCUCUGA
Molecule: messenger RNA, 1035 nt
Organism: Fusarium oxysporum Fo47
Lineage: Eukaryota; Fungi; Ascomycota; Sordariomycetes; Hypocreales; Nectriaceae
Product: Alpha/Beta hydrolase protein
Exons: 1
Coding region: 61-1035 (324 amino acids)
Molecular function (GO): arylformamidase activity
Source: RefSeq, a predicted model, not a curated record